Paramecium octaurelia is the source of this 253-nucleotide messenger RNA. NCBI's taxonomy places the organism in Eukaryota, Ciliophora, Oligohymenophorea, Peniculida, Parameciidae. The record is from the annotation of a GenBank genome assembly.
AUGGAAUAAUGGAAAUCAGUUGAACAUCAAAUUAUCUUUAUAAAUUUAGGAUUUAACAUAAUUAACAAAAUAAUGUUAUGCUCAAAAGUAAUAGUAUGAAUAUAGUUAGACAGGCCCUCUAAAAGUUAAUCAAUAUAGGACAUCCCUUGAAGAGAUUUGUGAGCCAUUUUAGAGGAUAAUUGUCAAAAAUGCCUUAAUAACAAGUUCCUUGGGAUAAUUUAGAGCAAUUGGAUAGAUUAGUAUGAAAAUAUGA